Molecule: messenger RNA, 2208 nt
Organism: Anopheles darlingi
Lineage: Eukaryota; Metazoa; Arthropoda; Insecta; Diptera; Culicidae
Product: insulin-like growth factor-binding protein complex acid labile subunit
Exons: 4
Coding region: 61-2208 (715 amino acids)
Cellular component (GO): extracellular matrix
Molecular function (GO): protein binding
Source: RefSeq, a predicted model, not a curated record
UUCAGCUUCAUAACUGUCGCCAACUGUCGGAAGGAUAGCAAGUGUUUCUCUGGCCCAAAGAUGAUACUACAGAACGGUACCAGGCAGAUGGUGAUCAUCUCGCUCUUUCUCCUAAUCAACACACUCUACGACGCAACAGCAGCCCUUGAGCAGCCGUUCGCAUUGCUGGACUGUCCACCGGAAUGCUUGUGCGAACGAAUCCAGGAUCCACCAGUGGAAUUAACGAGCAAUGAACAGAACAUCCCGGAAGUCGGUUCAGAUGAAGAGGGAGUUAAUAUGGCCGUCCAUGCUCUGUGCAUGGUUGGCCAAGGAUCCGCAUUUGUGAAGAUAGAAGAUUUGCUUUCGUUGGAUACAACCGUGUUGAAGAUCACCUAUACCUCACAAACGGAGAACUACCAGUUGAAUGCCUCGAACCUGGUCCGGUUCGCCCAUCUACGAGAACUGCGCCUCCAAUCGGUGAAACCACACAUGCUAAGCUUCGACAUUGAUGUCACACUUCCGGUCGAAAGGCUUCAUUUGGAGUCGUUGGACCUACUUAAAAGCGAACUGCCCAACGUUAUCGAUCGAACCGUACCGACCAUGGCGGAUCUAGGGUUGGGGCCAUCGGCUACUGCCAACGAUCAGCAUUCCGCUAGCGCAUACGAGAUCGUCGACCAUAGCAUGGAGAUUGUCACCAACGGGGAGUCUGAUGAGAGCUCAAAUGCCCUUAUCGAAACAUUCGAACUCGAGAUCGUUCCGUAUGAGGUGUAUAAGCGUGAUCUGGCCAGCACCAACAACAUAUCGUUCUACGGCUGGACCAAUCUAACCAGCCUAGCCAUACACGAUUGCCAGCUCGAAUCACUACAUCCCGACUUCCUGUACGGACUCGAGAAACUCCAACGGCUUUCGCUCCAGCACAACAACCUGAAGGUGCUGCCGGCAUUCGCUUUCUAUGGCGCUCCAAAUAUCCGCGUUCUAUCGCUCGCCAACAACCGAUUGCUGGAGGUCAGCUACUAUUCGCUGGCCGGACUACUCGAGCUCCAGGUGUUGGAUCUUUCAGCGAACAACAUUUCCAAAGUCUCGGAGCUUACCUUUCCACCAUUUCCGCGCCUGGCUAAGCUGGAUCUGCGCCAGAAUCCAAUCGAUUACGUCUUCGACAACUCGUUCGUGAUUGCCAAUAUGACCCGCUCGCUGUUCAUCGGUAGCGACACGGUCGGAUUGAAGGUGGCCACUAGGAAACCCUUCCAAGGUCUCGCUCAGAUGGAACUCCUCGAGAUUCGAAAUUUGCACCAGCCAACCUUGACUCAGUAUCUGUUUCGUGGUUUGAGUGCGCUUCGCACACUUCGAUUGUUGGAAGGAAACAUUUCCUUCAUCGAGUAUGAUAGUUUUGCCGAGAUGAAAAACCUCACCGAAUUGUCCGCCGCUCACUGUGCGAUCGAGGCCAUCUCGAUGGAUGCGUUCUUUGGCGUCAAGCGGUUACGUACGAUCGAUAUUUCCUUCAACCGGCUUACCGAGCUUCCGGUCGGCCUGUUCGAUGAGCUACUUCAGCUGGUGGAAUUGUACCUGCAGGGCAAUCGCUUAACGCAGUUGCCGACAGACUUUUUCCGUCGGCUUGCUCCAUCCGUCGUGCUGGUUAGAUUAACCGACAAUCCGUGGCAGUGCAGUUGCUCGAUGGUCCAAUGGCGUCAAGCCAUCACCAAUCGAAUGAAGAUUUCCAACGUUUCAGUUACAGGAGUCAGCAGCAGUUCUUACAUCUACAGCAAUAAACUAACGCCACGCUGCAGCGAACCGUUGCACAAGAUCCAGAACCGUGGUAUCUAUUACGUUAUUCGCAAAAAUCUUGCCUGCCAUACCGAGGACAGUAAGUACGCCAAGAUGGCUCUACGCAUCAGUGAGCUGAACCGUCGUAAGCAGCUUAUGCUGUUGGAGAAGCGUGCUGCCACACAACGCACCCUGCUGCAUCACUCCCAUGACGUCGUACAGCAACCGAAACCUUCCUUUGCCAAUCCGAUCCCGCAUAAUCCGCUGGUCGGCCGUGAGUUCGACUCAAAAAAAGAGCACCCUUAUCAGCGGCCCAUCGCAGUAGUUCCUAAGUCCAUGCUCUUCGAACAGAAACGACGGCGAUUGCAACAGAAGCUGCGCGAAAAACAGGCCAAACCGGAGCCACGUGAUGCGCAAGAGCCGCAGCUGCCACAGCAUCGUGUUAGUAGCAACGACCUAGAGUACUAA